Molecule: messenger RNA, 2340 nt
Organism: Cinclus cinclus
Lineage: Eukaryota; Metazoa; Chordata; Aves; Passeriformes; Cinclidae
Gene: FCHSD1
Product: FCH and double SH3 domains 1
Biological process (GO): neuromuscular synaptic transmission; regulation of actin filament polymerization
Cellular component (GO): recycling endosome; neuromuscular junction
Molecular function (GO): protein binding
Source: RefSeq, a predicted model, not a curated record
UCCCCACACGCGGGUCGGGGCGGCGGCGAUCGGGGACCGGCACAGGGAUCGGGACCGGCACAGGGAUCGGGACCAGCACAGGGAUCGGGAUCGGCACCGGCACCGGCACCGGCACCGGCACCGGCACCGGGGCAGCGCAGCGAUGCAGCCGCCGCCGCGCAAGGUGAAGCUCACCCAGGAGCUGCGGGUCCAUCUCCUGGAGCAGCUGUCGGGCCUGCAGAGCAAACAGCAGCGGGACGCCGAGCUGCUGGAGGACAUCAGGUCCUACAGCAAGCAGAGGGCCACCAUUGACAGGGAGUAUGGGCAGGCUCUGCAGAGGCUGGCGAGCCAGUUUGUGAAGAGAGACUGGCAGCGAGGACGUGGCGAGGCCGGUGACUCCAGGAGCGUGGCUGCUGUGUGGAAAGGUGUCAUCGAGGGGACAGCACUCGCCGGGCAGGUCCGUGUCACCUCCUCCGAGAGCUACCGCGCCCUGGCCACUGAGGCCACCCGCAGCGCCCGCCUUGCCAAGGAGAGGACACUCAAGAAGGGCAUCGAGCGGCUGCAGAAAGCGCAGGCGGAGCUGCUGGAGACGGUGAAGGAGCUGGACAAGGCGAAAAAGAAGUUCAGCCACCUCCAGCGCAGCAGUGAGGUGGCCAAGGACAAGGCGGCUGACGUGGAGGCACGCCUGCGGAAGAGCGACCGGCGGAUAUUUCACACCAAGGCCAGUCUGCAAAAGCUCAGCGCCAAGUUCUCAGCGCGACUGGCCGAGCACUCGAGGCAGCUGGCAGGGGUGCAGAACGAGUACAGCUUCGCCCUGGUGUCUGCCUCUGCCCACCUGGAGCAUUACCAGCGUGUGGAGCUGCCCGCGGCCAUGCAGGCACUGGACGGGGACCUCUACGAGCGGCUCCGGGAGCAUUUGUCGGCCGCCAGCCGGACGGAGGUGGAGACGUGCCGGGCCACCCGGGACUGGUUCCAGGGCGUUGUGGAGGCAUCUGCACGGGUGUGCUGGGAGCAGGACCUCCUCCUCUUCCUGCAGGACCACCCUGCCUUCUCCCUGGCACCCAAGCAGCGCUUCCAGCUUGCCGGGGUGGAGGAGGUGAGUGAAGGGGCGUACAGCAAGGUGGGGUCUGCCCAGCCACCCCCUUGUCACCAUGUCCUUGCCCAGGUGUGCCUGCUGCCACCAGCAGACGACGGGGCCAGCCUGGAGAAGGAGGCGCGGCGCUGGGCCACGCGGGUGGCCCGGGACCACAAGAACAGGGCACACAGCGAGGAGGUGCUGCAGCGGCUGGAGGCCAGGAGGCAGCAGGGGCUGGAGGCAGAAGCAGCGGCCGUGGAGCGGCAGAUGGAAGAAGCGAGGGAGAACAUCCGGAAAGCGGAGGUGAGCCGAGUGAAGGCCGAGGCACGGCUGGCACUGCUGCGGGCAGCAGGGCUGGAUGUGGACGCCUGGCUGGCCGGGGCCAUGGUGGGGACAGGUGAGGAGGCUCCCACGGGGCUGGACCCUGCCGAGUUCGAUGACUAUGAGGACAGUGACGAGCCGGAUGAGGAUGAUGAGCCUGGGCCUGCUGCUCGCACCUACCCUUACACCUGCCGGGUGAUCUUUGGCUACCAGGGCUGCCAGGCGGAUGAGCUGUCCAUCAGCCAGGGCGAGGAGCUGGAGAUCAUCGAGGAUGGGGACGCAGAGGAGUGGGUGAAGGCUCGGAACAAGGCUGGGCAGGUUGGCUACGUCCCCGAAAAGUACCUGCUGUCCCUGGGGUGUGACUCGGGGGCUGGGCUUGGCCCCCCAGGACCCUCUGCCUUGCACCGCCAGCUCUCCAGCAUCAUGGCUGCUGAACUGGUGCUGGAGCCUGGAGCCUGGCUGGUGCGAGCCCUGUACGACUACGAGGGGCAGAGCCCAGAGGAGCUGAGUUUCCCUGAGGGGGCCAUCAUCCGGGUGCUGCCCCGUGCCGCCGGUGAGGUGGACGAUGGCUUCUGGACCGGAGACUUCGAUGGCCGCGUCGGCGUCUUCCCCUCCUUGGUGGUGGAGGAGCUCACCGGGGCUCGCGAGGCAGCCGGGCAGGAGCUGCCAUCACCAUCCCCUCCGCCCUUCUCCCCUCCUGGCCUCGCACCCGGGGCCAGCCUGGUCCCCAGCCCUGCUCCUGAGACAGCGCUGGGAGGUUGCCGUCAGGAUGGCACGAGCAGCGGGCAGAGCUCUCCAGACCUGGCAGCCACGCGUUUACGGCCGCUCCGUGCGCCACCCCCACCGCCCGGCAGAGCCCCCGAGCCUGACCCCGAGCUUCACUUCAGCUGACCCUGUGGGCCACCCAAGCCCCCACAAAGCAUUGUCCAAGCAAACCAUCACAACCUGCUGUCCCAGCAGCAGGG